Homarus americanus (American lobster) is the source of this 1937-nucleotide messenger RNA. It is a transcript of the gene RNaseZ, whose product is annotated as ribonuclease Z, mitochondrial-like. The record is from RefSeq and is a predicted model, not a curated record. Gene Ontology annotation, molecular function: 3'-tRNA processing endoribonuclease activity. Gene Ontology annotation, cellular component: mitochondrion. Gene Ontology annotation, biological process: mitochondrial tRNA 3'-end processing. NCBI's taxonomy places the organism in Eukaryota, Metazoa, Arthropoda, Malacostraca, Decapoda, Nephropidae.
UGGUUGAGGCUCCUACUGAAGCUUACCUUGAUGCUUUGUUAGAGAACACUGCCUUCACCCAGUAUCAGUCUUCUGGUAUGUGUGAGGGAGAUGUGGCAGAGGCGAUAGUACAUUUCACUCCUUCUGAAGUUAUGGCUGAUCCCCGAUAUCAAGAGUGGAUGGCCCGAUUCUCCCCUUCGGCUAAUCAUAUUGUUAUUAAUGGCAACAGUUCUUGUAUGGGAUCUGAAGCUGUGCACAGAAUUCAGUACAAACUUAAUCACCUUAGCGAAACACUCUUUCCACUUCUGAAAGACACGGGCAUUCCUCUCAAAGAUACAAAUACUUGUACUGCUGAAGGGAGUGUGACAAGUGUGAAUGGUUCAACUUUUGAAUCCCCAAGUCAGUCAUGUGGAAAUUUAUCUUUGCAACAAGAAGAAAAUAGCUGUAACUCAAGAUCAAGUCCACAACAUUGUAUAGGUCCAACCCAUCAAGCCAACACCCUCCUUACGUACCAUAUUCGACCAAAGAAGAAACUUGAUAGAUCAAAUGACCUGGUACUGUGUCCAGAGACUUACCUAAAAGAAUGCUAUGACCAGGAGAAGUUUAAGCCUGCCCUGCUCAGUUUCAAGUCUAAGCUACAAGCUUCCCUCCAAGAGAAACAAAAUUCCUCAGAUAUUUCUGGCAACUACCCAAGCAUAACAUUUUUGGGAACUGGUUCUUGUAUACCAAACAAAACUCGAAAUACUUCGGGUAUUCUGCUAAGUCUAAGUUUUGAUAAGAAUCUGAUAAUGGAUUGUGGUGAAGGAACCUACGGACAAAUAAUUAGAUUAUUUGGAUUAACUAAAUCUGACGAAAUCCUUCGGAAGUUGAGUGCUGUCUAUGUAAGCCAUCUCCAUGCUGACCACCAUAUUGGGUUCAUCCGCCUCUUGCUUGCCAGAAGGAAAGCUUUCCACCGAGCUGGAAUAUACAAUGUACCUAAGCUGAUACUUCUUGCCCCAUUUAAAAUUAUGGCAUACCUCAGCUCCUACCAUGCCAACUUUGAACCUAUCCUCAAUGACUUCACCAUUACCGGAAAUCAGAAACUUCUUACUGAUGGUUUGAAAUUAGACCAAGAAAGCUACGAUGAUCUCUGCUCACAACUGGAUAUGAAAAGAAUUGAUAUGACUUUUGUCAUUCAUUGCCCAAAUUCAUUUGGAGUGGCUUGGACUCACAAAGAUGGCUGGAAAGUUGCAUAUUCUGGAGAUACUAUGCCAUGCAGUGGUCUUGUUGACAUAGGUCAAAAUUGUGAUUUGUUGAUUCAUGAAGCUACAAUGGAAGAUGAUCUUGAAGAGGAUGCUAAAAUAAAGACACACUGUACUACCUCACAAGCUAUUCAGGUAGGUCGGGACAUGAAUGCUCGAUACAUCCUACUUACCCAUUUUUCACAGCGUUAUGCCAAAGUGCCACUUUUAGAAGAUCUGCCAGCACAAGUUGGGAUAGCAUUUGACAAUAUGACAGUUUGCUUCAAGGACCUUGCUACUCUCCAUCACAUGUAUGAGGCAUUGGUAGCCAUGUUUGCUGAGGAUUAUGAUGAUAUGCUAGAGAAAACAGCCAAGAAACGUGCAGCACGAGAAAGGCUCAAGCAGCAGGCCAAGGUAGAAGGGGAAGUUCAGUGAGAAAAUAUUUUCCUGGAUCUAAAGAAUGUUUCAAACUCGAACAGCCGAGUCAUACCAAAGUUAACCUUCAAGCAGUGAGGUCCCAGGUAACCAGUGAUAAAUGCCCAUGAGAUCCAACAACAAGCAGCGAUGUGUUCAUCCGUCCACGAUAGGGAGGCCUGAGACUGCACCUGACUGUACACUACUUGAGUGAGUGAGGUCCCGUGACACCAGGCCACAUGGUGCUCCUGUGACACUAUGGCACCACGUAGUGAAUGAGUUGUUACAGCAUCAUGUAGGUCCCUCAUAACACCAUCUGUGAGG